Molecule: messenger RNA, 2907 nt
Organism: Oikopleura dioica
Lineage: Eukaryota; Metazoa; Chordata; Appendicularia; Copelata; Oikopleuridae
Source: the annotation of a GenBank genome assembly
AUGUUCACUCCAAAAGGGAGUAGUUCAAAACGCUCCCGCCUCCGACUCGGCAACUCGCCCCGGGCGUCUCCCUCCGCUUCUCGCCUCGGGGGCGGUUCUAGCGUUCCCGUACACAUCGCCGAGCUGCUAAAAGACCAGUCCGUUUCCAGCGCUGCGAUUUUGAACGAUGGCUGGGCUUGCGUCGCCGCGGGCGAGAGCCUCCACUGCUGGAAAAUGAACCAAAAGACGACGAGUUUCAGAGUGCAGACGCCGGUCAAUUCGAAUGUUUCGGCGAAGAACUUUGCGAUUGUCGAGCAAUCUGCUUGUUUUAUUUCUAUUUCUGGAUCUGGCCGGUUUUGGCCGAAGUAUUCUGAUGAAACGAGGUGGAUUGAUUUUAGAGUGCCUGUUGAAGCCGGCGAAAUCGUCCAACAACUCCACUCUUCAAAAAACCGCAUCGUCGCCGUCACCUCCAAAGCCGGUCUCGUCGGCCUUUCCAUCUCCAACUCCUCCGUCAGUGCUAGAAUCCACCGAAAUCAGAAGCAAACCGGCUUCUUGAGCAGAACAAUCAGUUCGCUUUGGGCGAGCAGCGAGACUUUUGAGCACCCGCCGCUGUCGACGAUGGUCGACGAAUUAGUUUUGAUUUUUCAAAAAGACGAAAUUCAACUUUGGGAUGUUUUGGGCGACCAGGCGCAGUUGCGAACGUCCAUGGAGAAGGAACACGUGAUUGAUGAUGAUUCUGAUUCUUUGCUGAGCAUUUACGGGAACUCCAAGUACAUUGGCUUUCUUUCUUCUUUUGGCGAAAAGAUGAAAUUGAAGAUUAUCAGCCUUUCUGAAAUGCUAAACGAAAGCUACGAAUUCGACUCGAAAAUCAUCAGCCUCCCUCAAAACCACCAAGCCUCCGUAAUCCUCCCUUACAUGACUGAAUCAGCGGUUGUUUCAGCCAGUCGACUUUGGUUGGGCGAAGAUUGCGACGUCGAAAAACUCGAUGAAAUUUUGUCGGUCGGCGCUUUUGACGGAAAAGUGGUGGUUUUGACGAAAAGAGGGUUGGUGAUGAAAAAUACGAUGCAAAAGUUGAACACGGAGACGCUCUCGGAAACGAUGAUCGGAAGAUCGAAAAGCUACACGGAAGAGAUCUCGUCGAUGGGAUCGAUCGAGUCGAUGGAGCAAAUGGCCGGAUCUGACAAUCCAAAGUUGCGACUUCAGGCGGCGAUUUUGCAGUUUGCACGGGGAAAUAAAAAUGAAGCGAAAGGACUGCUCGCUACUGUGGGGGAUGUGAACUCGACUGCGAUUCAAUUGAGCCACGAUUUUAUCAAUGAAAUUCCAACUCAUGAUCCGAGAUGGUCGGAGACUGGUCGCGCCGCUGCGGCGCCUCAAGCUGGAAAACCACUUCUGAUCCAAAAGCAACUCGCUGAAAAGAUCGCUACCCACGGAGUAUUCCGUUCCUUCGUCGCCUCUUCCGUCGACGGAGAAGCCCUCGGCAUCAUCGCUCAGGACGCUGAAAAACUCGCCGUCGCCGCUGCUCUUCGUUCCAGCCCUGCGAAUUUGCAAACAGUCAUCGGUCACGCGAUUCAAAGCGUCUUGACCACAAUCGGGUCGCGAGUUCCUCAGCGACUCACGCCACAGGACGUUUUUUAUGCAAAAGUUACGGAAGUUGGAGACAUCGUCAAUGCGCUUUCUGAAUUCUGCGAAAAUAUUGUCAACCAGACUCAGCAACGAACGCCGACAGUUCAAGAGCUCGAUUUGAUUCAUCACUCGAAUCAGACGAUUUGCUCGAUUUUGGGCGCAAUCACCUCUUUCCGCCAAGACAACGCCGAUUUGUACCAAGAAACCUCUCGCCUCUGGACCCAACUUUGGUUGAAAACCCUCCUCUCGACAAUCAACGUUUCUUGCAUGAAAAAAUUCGAGCAACAGCGUGCCACAGUCAUCGAGCAACUCUUCAUCAUGUCGAAAUUUCUUCUUUCGGACAGAUUGGUUCACGUCAAAGCAGGAAACUCAAACUCAGAAUCGCAGAAAGAGUUUGUCAGCAUUCGCGAAAAAUGCGUAGCGAUUUUUACGGAGCGAAAACGAUGGAAUGAAGCGGGAUUGCUGGCCGAGCAAUUUCAGGAUUUUGGUGGGCUUUUGGAGGUUUACCAAGCGACGAAGAAUGAAAAGGAUUUCGCUCGCUACCUCCUUAUUCCAGAAUUUCCAGAGUUCAUCAAAAGCAAAUUCGUUGGGAAAGAACUUGUCGACAUUGCUGUCCAAUUCGGCGGCAGAAUCGCCGAGCUCGUCAGAGAAGACAGCGAUCACGGCUGGAUGCUGAUGAUCCGCGAGAACAACUUUGACCAAGCGGGAGAGCGACUGGUCGAGCAAGCAAAGGACGAUUCGAAUGCGUAUGGAAGACGAACACUCAUCAGCCUCGCUAAACUUGCCUCCAUCGCGGGAGGGGCUCCUCCUCCGGAUGAGACUCAAGCGAUCAAGGAAGAAAAACUUCUGGAUUUCCAAGACACAAUUCCGGAUCCACAGUUGCGCGUUUCCAACACCUCUUCAGCUCUCGACGUGUAUGACAUCAUCGACGCUCUUACCAAUCAAAAUAUUCGACAAAUAACUAUCGAUGAUGUUGAAAACGCGAUGCAAGUGUACGACCUAGCCGAACCCAGGGAACGAAACGAGUUAAACACGCUGAUCUGGGCUCGCCUCAUAAGCUCCGAAAUAGAGCAUCCUUCUUGGAAGCGAGCGCUGGAAAACGCGCAUCAACCAUUGGAAGCGAUAGAAGAUACACUAGUCGACCAGUUGCUCCGAUUCUGCACAAAUUCCGAGCAACUUCCAAUCGCGAACGAGGUCAUAUCUCACCCGGAGUUAUGUAAUUACGCCGAUCAGCCUGUGCUCUCGUAUAUCCUCAGCGCAGCAAUCGAGUUUCACGCCGAACGACUCGACGGAAUGGAAAGUUAG